AAUCUUCGCCCCAGUUACCGGCGCCAAAGGAUGUGGUGGUUUAUUCCUAUAACUUCCGUAGUUUGCUGAGGUGGUCUCCUGUUGAAGUGGAUAGAGGCUUGGUCUUAUAUACAGUCCAUUUUAAAACAGCGGCCUUUGACCACUGGGAUGAGAUGAACUGCACCCGCAUCGCCCGGACCGAAUGCACUUUCCCCCCCUUACUUAAGGAGCGGCGCUGGACUGUUGUUUUGCGUGUGAGGGCUGAGCUAGGGCAAGUGACUUCUGACUGGGUGGAAACGGAUCCCUUUGUGGCAGAGAGAAAUACUACUAUAGGGCCCCCUAAAGUGAACAGUGUGGUUGUAAGCUCUGACUCACUUCUCAUUAAUGUCACACCCCCCUUUGGACCUGAAGCAGGUGACUUUCUUCAGUAUCAUGUGUCCUACUGGGAGAACGCAACAAGUACUGCUAAAAGA
Molecule: messenger RNA, 452 nt
Organism: Eurypyga helias (sunbittern)
Lineage: Eukaryota; Metazoa; Chordata; Aves; Eurypygiformes; Eurypygidae
Product: interferon gamma receptor 2-like
Exons: 3
Molecular function (GO): protein binding
Source: RefSeq, a predicted model, not a curated record